This is a messenger RNA of Alosa alosa (allis shad), 3465 nucleotides long. It is a transcript of the gene zbtb3, whose product is annotated as zinc finger and BTB domain containing 3. The coding region runs from base 317 to 2140 and encodes 607 amino acids. NCBI's taxonomy places the organism in Eukaryota, Metazoa, Chordata, Actinopteri, Clupeiformes, Clupeidae. The record is from RefSeq and is a predicted model, not a curated record. Gene Ontology annotation, biological process: regulation of transcription by RNA polymerase II. The transcript is spliced from 3 exons. Gene Ontology annotation, molecular function: RNA polymerase II cis-regulatory region sequence-specific DNA binding; protein binding; DNA-binding transcription factor activity, RNA polymerase II-specific. Gene Ontology annotation, cellular component: nucleus.
GCUACACCCAACGAAGAAGAAGGUUUUCAGCGUAAAAUGUCGUUUUAACAGAGGACUGUAACGGUGAAAGGCAGAAAUUGCUUGUACUGACUAACAUACACAGUUAAAUGUGUCGGGGUAUUUUUUAUACUUUUCCUGAAACAGCUUCCAUUCAAUUUUUUUUUCUAUGAAAGAAGACCAUACAUACACAUUUCCUUGGAAAUCUCAACUGUUGCUUGAGGCGGACGUCAAUUCAAGAGUAUAAGACUGCCCUCACAGAAAAACAGAGAAAUUCUCUUUGGUCUAUGUAGGAGUACUACUCUUUCGGCUGGUGCUGAUGGAGUUCCCAGAGCACAGUCAGCAGCUCCUGGCGAGCCUGCGCUCCCAGCAGCGGCAAGGCUUCCUCUGUGACUGUCUAGUGCAGGUUGGUCCUUUGCGCUUCCAAGCCCACCGUGCCGUACUGGCCUCCUGCUCCCCGUUCUUCCACAUGUUUUACUCUGAACACCCACUGGGCACCAGUGGCAGCUCCUCAGGGGCCCGAAGGGAAACAGUCGUCACCAUCAACGGUCAGAUCGUCACCCCGGCGGCCUUUGGGCUGCUACUGGAUUUCAUGUAUGAGGGGGUGCUGAAGCUUGCCGCCCACCCACCCCCGGAGGACGUACUGGCGGCGGCCAGCUUUCUGCACAUGAACGACGUGGUGCAGGUGUGCAAGAAGAGACUACAGGGCCGUGGCCUGGCUGAAGCGGACAGCACCAGGGCUGAGGAGGUGGACGCGAAAGCUGCGUUUAAAGGACCUACAAGCGUAGUCACUGUCAGCUCUAGAGGUACUGUCGCCAGUGUGGGGACUAGUGGAAGUAGGGCACAGGAUGGUUCGCCUGGAGGGUCUUCCAAGGUGGUAGCAGUAACAAUGUCUGGACAAACGUCGGUGAGGUCACCUUACCACCAGUUUUCCUCUUUAAAGGCGGACACUCGGACGGUUAAUGUUCACAACAUUCAGGACGACAGCAGCAGUGGGACGGGCAGUCCAGAUUUAGCGGACACCACCCAGCCAGGCAUGGACUCUUUCCCUGCAGUAGGGGAAUUUGGUGCAGUCUCAGGCAGAAGAAAAGUACCAGUACGGACAGGAAAUCAGGAGUCUGCUCUCUCUAGUCCCUGCAGCACCACUGAAAUAUACUGCGGAACCAACAGUACCCUAUCCUCCUCGUCUCUACAGCAACCUCAUCAACCCCUCAACAGCACAGAGAACCAGCCCGUCGGGUCAGCAGUGGUCACCGUGGCUCAUGCCGGAGAUGGCGGCAGACUCAGCCCUGUGCAAGACGGACACUCGGAGAGCAGCUCUGGUUCAGCACGUCGCUCGAGCCAGGGAGCUCCAGCCCUCGCUACACCUCCCCUGAAGAGUCCAGGCCUGGGCAGCGGCAACGGCACGUCCCCUCCUCACCGCCCAGAGGAUCGGGCGGAACCGGAGCCGAGGCAGGAUUUCGUGAGGGUGAGGGUGGGCAGCGCAAGCGCCCGGCCUCCGUCUCCGGAGAGGCGACGGGAAUCGGAUGAGGAUGGGGUGAAGGUGAAGGUGGAGGCCAUCGUGAUUUCAGACGAAGAGUUGGAGGAAGCGGAAGGGGCGCGCGAGCGGAGUGGCACUGGAGCUCCGGAACUGUCCAGGGAGGCCAUGCAUUUUGACGACAGCAAUCCUGACAUGGAAGAAUUGGCCGGGACUCACUUCAUGGUCUCCAACCCUCUGGCGCACAUCUCUGAGCACCAGGAGCCUCUCUCCUUCCCCAUGUCGCCACAGGGUCAUAGUGCUUCCUCCUCAGACCCUGCGAGUUUUCCCGGCUCUCUCUUCCCGCAUGGGUCCCAUCACUCUGAGCACCAGGGUGUCUACUUCGAGGAAUUCCAAGACUCCCUCGGGAAUUAUGUGGAGGACGUGCCGACGUGCAGUACGUGCGGAAAGACCUUCUCCUGUGCUUACACGCUCCGGAGGCACGCCAUCGUCCACACGCGAGAGCGGCCCUUUGAGUGUCGCUACUGCUAUCGUAGUUAUACGCAGUCAGGCGAUUUGUAUCGGCAUAUUAGAAAGGCGCAUGAUCAUGACUUGCCAGCAAAACGCCAGCGGGGGGAGAACGACCCCGGGGGAGAUGAUCUGACCCAGCCUCCACCGCAGACGUAACGUCUACCAAAUCACUGCACAGCUGUCCACAAGACAUAGACACAAUGGAUCCCUUAAUGUUCAUGUGUGUCUGUUUUAUCUUCAGAUGAAAUGUAGUUCAAACUCUUUAUUAUGGUGUCACAAAGCAGCCUUGCUCACAUCAACAGUAGGUGUGUUUUUAGUGUAUUUGACUUGCACCCCAUUAAACAAUGACCUGAAAGCGGAGAAUCAAGGAAGAGAAGGUCAACUUAAAACAGAAGUAUGGGGAACUAGAGAUGUGAAACAAAAAAGUAGGAUGUGUUUGGAGAAUUUUAGGAUUUGAAUUUGAAUGGCUGCUUACAUUCAUGGUGUGUUUUAACGGGACGGUUUAAGAGGUAAUUUUGGACUCGCAACUUAUUUGUUUGCUGUGUGUGUGUCCACCACCAAAUACACUGGCCUAAAAUAUCUUGCUUACCACAAGGAGUAAUUGGCCCAAUCCCAAAGUCUGGACUCACAGGGCUGUCCCAAUGUUGCAUUUCAAAUGGCAUGAGGGUUUGAAUACACACUUACCAAGCCCUCUCCGUGAGGCUGCAUCAGUGCAGACUUCACCGAAGGAAAUUACCCCCAGUUUAAAGCGUUGUGACAUUUACACGGAGAGAUAGACGUCUAAAGUUUGCCUCCAAAAAAGAACCAAAAUGGCCAUCUUUGCCCAUAUAAGGAGAUACGGGUGUUAAUUGAAGCUAACUACCUAUGGCAAGUUGCAUUGCAAGUUAGCUCUGGGGUAGCAAAAAUCUACGUUUGCCAUCUUAACGUACCGAAGAUCACAGUACCCACUCGAAGGCAGAGGACAAAAGUGUGCAUUUCAGACUUCUUUGUCCCCGCAAGAGUUUAACAGGUGCGAUAAUUCAAAAUCCCCAUGUUAUUUUCCCAUAGGAAAAAUCACAAGAUACUGUAUCUCAAAGAUGGCAGCUUUUUUGUAGGCUAACUUCAGAGGUCUAUCGGGAAAUCCGUAAAUUACAAAGGUAAACAACAGCAGGACAUGUGCAUGUUGCAAGUGUCAUCAAAAAUUUGGUAUUAAACAUCGCCAAGGUAACAUGUGAUCUUGUGAAAUACUGUCCCAAUCCCAUUUCUACCUAUCUGAGCCCAUGUGGCCUCACACACUCAACCACUUAGCACCUGAGAUCAAUUAAGUCUGAGUCUUUAGUCCUCAGGGCUCACUUUGGGAUUCAGCCAUUAUGUUCAAAGGGGAAUUCUGAAUACUGCAGAGUAAUGUGUGUAUACUUGUAAUAAUGCCAAUAGUAAUUUGUCAUCACCGUUUCUCUUUUAAAACAUUUCUAGUGAACUUGUGAAAACCGGUAAAAUUGUUC